Molecule: messenger RNA, 2262 nt
Organism: Calypte anna (Anna's hummingbird)
Lineage: Eukaryota; Metazoa; Chordata; Aves; Apodiformes; Trochilidae
Gene: HAS3
Product: hyaluronan synthase 3
Exons: 3
Coding region: 1-1647 (548 amino acids)
Biological process (GO): extracellular matrix assembly; hyaluronan biosynthetic process
Molecular function (GO): hyaluronan synthase activity
Source: RefSeq, a predicted model, not a curated record
AUGCCGGGGAGCCUCUCCACAGCCCUGCGCGUGGUGGGGACCAGCCUCUUCGCCGUGGCCGUGCUGGGGGGGAUCCUGGCCGCCUACGUCACCGGGUAUCAGUUCAUCCACACCGAGAAGCACUACCUCUCCUUCGGGCUCUACGGAGCCAUCCUAGGGCUGCACCUCUUCAUCCAGAGCCUCUUCGCCUUCCUGGAGCACCGGCGGAUGCGGGGCUUGGGGGGUCCGGUGAGGCUGGGGGGCUCGGUGGCCCUCUGCAUCGCUGCUUACCAGGAGGAUCCUGACUACCUGAAGAAGUGCCUGCGCUCUGUCAAGCGCAUCGCCUUCCCCGACCUCAAAGUGGUGAUGGUGGUGGAUGGGAACGGGCCGGAUGACACCUACAUGCUGGACAUCUUCCAGGAUGUGAUGGGCUCGGAGUGCUCGGGCAGCUACAUCUGGAGGAGCAACUUCCACGCACGAGGCGAGGGGGAGACGGAGGCUGGGCUGCAGGAAGGGCUGGCGCACGUCCAGGCACUGGUGCGGGGCACCACCUACUCCUGCAUCCUACAGAAGUGGGGUGGAAAGCGGGAGGUGAUGUACACAGCAUUCCGGGCACUUGGAGAUUCUGUAGACUACAUCCAGGUGUGUGACUCAGACACGGUGCUGGACCCCGCCUGCACCGCUGAGAUGCUCCGCAUCCUGGAGGCCGACCCUCGCGUCGGUGGUGUUGGUGGAGAUGUCCAGAUCCUGAACAAGUACGACUCGUGGCUCUCCUUCCUGAGCAGCGUGCGGUACUGGAUGGCCUUCAACGUGGAGCGCGCCUGCCAGUCCUACUUCGGGUGCGUGCAGUGCAUCAGUGGGCCCCUGGGCAUGUACCGCAAUGCUCUGCUCCAGCACUUUCUGGAGGACUGGUACCACCAGACCUUCUUGGGCAGCAAAUGCAGCUUUGGGGAUGACCGGCACCUCACCAAUCGCGUCCUCAGCCUGGGCUACCAGACCAAGUACACGGCUCGCUCCAAGUGCCUGACGGAGACGCCCACCCGCUACCUGCGCUGGCUCAACCAGCAGACCCGCUGGAGCAAGUCCUACUUCCGUGAGUGGCUCUACAAUGCCCUGUGGUUCCACAAGCAUCACCUCUGGAUGACCUACGAGUCCGUGGUGACUGGCUUCUUCCCUUUCUUCCUUAUCGCCACCGUCAUCCAACUCUUCUACCGCGGCCGCAUCUGGAACAUCCUCCUCUUCCUCUUGACGGUGCAGCUGGUGGGCAUCAUCAAGGCCACCUACGCCUGCUUCCUGCGGGGCAACGCAGAGAUGAUCUUCAUGUCCCUCUACGCCCUCCUCUACAUGUCCAGCCUCCUGCCCGCCAAGAUCUUCGCCAUCGCCACCAUCAACAAGUCGGGUUGGGGCACGUCGGGCCGGCGGACCCUGGUGGUGAACUUUGUGGGGCUGCUGCCGGUGUCAGUGUGGGUGGCAGUGCUGCUGGGCGGCCUGGCCUACACUGCCUACAGCCAGGACCUCUUCAGCGAGACUGAGGUGGCUUUCCUGGUCUCGGGGGCAAUCCUCUACGCCUGCUACUGGCUGGCCCUGCUCACCCUCUACCUGGCCAUCGUGGCCCGCCGCUGCGGCAAGCGCCAGGAGCAGUGUGGCUUGGCCUUUGCCGAGGUCUGACCGUGGCACGGGGCAGCGCUGAGCGUUCCCAAUGCCUUCCUGAGCCUUGCUUUCUGGGGGGAGGAGGGGAGGGUUUGAGUUUUUAGUUGUUUUUUUUUUUCCUCAACAAAGCAGGGGGGAGGCCAAACCAUGGUGCUGCCAUCCAUCUCCCCCCUCACCAGUGCCAUACCUGGAGCACUGCUGGUCACGCUCCCCACCACCAACCACCCUCGGUGCUGCUUUUUUUUCCCUCCAUGGUGCUAUGGCAAAAGCAGCACCGCGGGCUGGUGCUGCUGCUGCUGUACCCAUUGGGAACCCCCCUGGCUCCACCCCCAGCCACUUUUCGGGGGGUCUGGCUGCCCCAGGAGGGCAGCAACUCCCUUCAGCUUUGCCAAAGAGCCAAGGGGGGCACCCUGGCAUGCAGGACCUGGGGUGUGUGAUGUGGUUGGAGUGUUGCCAUGGGUCCCUUGGGGCUGCAGCGACACUCUGGCCACGCCACAGCCCCCCUGUAUCAAUCUCAAGCCCUAUUUUUAAUUUUCAGGGCUUUAGAACCUUUCUACAAUUAAGCAUUUAGCCGUUUUUUUGUGUGUUUAAUUUAAUACAAGGUUUUUUAGACGACUUUUGUAGCUCUUUGGU